Trichomycterus rosablanca is the source of this 6042-nucleotide messenger RNA. RefSeq names its product coronin, actin binding protein, 1Cb (gene coro1cb). Gene Ontology annotation, biological process: actin filament organization; cell migration. The record is from RefSeq and is a predicted model, not a curated record. Gene Ontology annotation, molecular function: actin filament binding. Bases 352 to 3390 code for a protein of 1012 amino acids. Lineage: Eukaryota; Metazoa; Chordata; Actinopteri; Siluriformes; Trichomycteridae. The transcript is spliced from 12 exons.
GUUACUACCAGUGCUGAGAAUAACCAUGAGCUCUUAGUUGCUCAAAGCUCCUUGUUGGACAACUCUUCCAAUCAAGAACAAGUGAAAUCUUUUCCUGAUGACAACUUUAAGCACUGUCCUGACCAGAAUGGGAAUGUAACCAUAGCUGAAGAGGGCUGGAAGGACUAUGAGAAUGCGUGGAAAGCAGAUCCUCAGCUAACCUUAACGCAAGGUCUGCCCAGCUUGAGGUUGAAACCCUUCUUAAAGGCAACAUAUGAGCCGAAAAGCCUGGCUAUAUUAAGCACAACUGAAAAGCAACAGGCAAACAAAACAGAGGAAUUGACACUGUCUGAUACCAAAGAUCCUCCUAGUAUGUCUGAAAGUUCUUGUCAAGGCAGUUCAACAGAAGACAACUUUGUGCUCCAGAAAACUAACGAUAUAUCAUCUGCAUAUCCAAGACAGGAAGUGAGGUUGAAAAACAAGCAAGAUUUACUUGUUACAAGAGACGGGAAUGAGUCAAAGAACCAUGACUGCCUUUUUGGCAAUAGUGACGACAAAACAUCUCCAGGUUCACAAAAUACAUCUCUAUUAUCUGAUUUAUCUGAUGCUGACCCUGAGGCUACCACAGAGCUUACCAGUUCAGACAAAGUUCUGGUUAAGUUGAAGAUCGAAGAGGACCUUGAGCCGAAAGGACUGAGAACAUUCCAAUCAGAUUUGAAUCUAAAUGACUCUAACAAGGCAUCUACCAAUCAGAACACAUUCAUGACGAAAAAUGAAAAUGAAGAGUCAGUCCUAAUGGUAAAGCACACCACAGCUGAGAUUUUACAGGAGAUUUUGUGUACCGGUGGUGUGGAGCCACAUGUUGGGACAAAAGAAUCUUCCAAGAGAAGAAAACUUGAGUCAAAUGAACUAGCAGAAGAUGCAGACAAUGUUGAUGAAGCUGAGAUAAUGACAGCCUUACUGCUCAGAGAAAAAGAGCCUCCGUGUUUUACAGCUGUCAUCACACCACCAGUCCAGAUUCACAUGUUACCUGAGAAAGAAGCAGCUAACUCAUUGGAUGUGUCCCAUUUGUUUGUCUCAGAAUCCGAGAUUCAGAGCAUGAUUUCAGAUAUCUUGGAUGCAGAUAUUCCCACACCAAAAACAAAUAAACGUACAGGACCACCACCACCUGUUCCGAAGAAACCUAAAAACCCUUUUAGUAAAGUAGUUGCUUCUAAGGAUUCAAAUGAAGUAAAUGAGCCUAGGCAAUAUUCUGACCUUCUACUACAGAACAUCAGACUGGGAAGGCAAGAAGCUGCAAUGGAGUCGGUCAAUGAGGACUAUGAAAGGUUCCAUCCAAACCUUGACAUGUUGUCAUACUAUCCAGAGACAUCUUGCUCACCAUCCUACAUAUGCAUGACAGAAGGUUUUGAUCCUGGGUUUGACCCUGAAGACGAUGUUUCAGAAAUGUAUCCAGAUUUUCAUAGUAAAGAAACAGACUUAUGGAAGGAAAUAGUUGAUAUUCCUCCUGAGAAAGAACGGAGAAAAAAAGACAUAUCUCAGGUUAGACACAUGUUAGAACAAAAGGCAAAAAUGAAAGGCCCUCCACCACCAGUACCAAAGAAACCUAUAAGCCCAUUUGUUGCCCCAGAAAAAGAGAAGAUUUCACCAAUAAUAGACUCUGAGGAGUGUGAUUAUGAACCCUAUAUUUACAUGGAUGAUGAGCAACCAGAGCCAACCUGCAUCACAAAAAGGUGCAGCAUUCCAGACGCUUAUAGUGAAUCUGAUGAAAAUGGUUUUGCCAGAUACAGACCUGUUUCUGAACUCAUUAGAGAAACCAACAAGGUACAUGAGAGAAGGAUAUACCAAGGCAGCCAGGCAAGUGUAACCGAACAGAGGGCUGAUGUUGGAUACCAGAGUAAUAAAAUACUGGAAAUGAGCAAAAACUUUGAUGUUAAAAAAUCUCCACCAUCUCAUAUGGAAAGAAAACUGUCACCAAAGAAAGAGAUGAUCAGACGAGUGGUUCGACAGAGCAAGUUCCGCCAUGUGUUUGGCCAGGCGGUGAAGAACGAUCAGUGCUAUGAUGACAUCAGGGUAUCACGUGUUACAUGGGACAGCGCCUUUUGUGCCGUCAACCCCAAAUUCGUCGCCAUCAUCGUUGAGGCCAGUGGUGGAGGAGCUUUCAUUGUCCUCCCUCUUCAAAAGACUGGCCGUAUCGAUAAGGCCUACCCUACCGUCUGUGGGCACACAGGCCCUGUGCUGGACAUCGACUGGUGUCCUCACAAUGAUCACGUCAUUGCCAGUGGCUCUGAAGACUGCACCGUAAUGGUGUGGCAGAUUCCUGAGAAUGGACUCACUGCUCCUCUUUCGGAGCCCGUUGUGGUGUUGGAGGGGCAUUCUAAGCGGGUUGGCAUUGUGACGUGGCACCCCACAGCCCGUAACAUCCUCCUCAGUGCUGGAUGUGAUAAUGUGAUCAUGAUUUGGAACGUGGGCACCGGUGAGGCUCUCAUCACACUAGAUGACAUGCAUCCAGACGUCAUAUUCAGUGUGUGCUGGAACCGUAAUGGCAGUCUCAUCUGCACCGCCUGCAAGGACAAAAAAGUCCGUGUCAUCGACCCACGCAAGGUCAAGAUUACUGCGGAGAAGGAUAAAGCCCAUGAAGGAGCACGACCCAUGAGGGCCAUCUUUCUUGCAGAUGGCAACAUCUUCACCACCGGCUUUAGCCGCAUGAGUGAAAGGCAGCUGGCGUUGUGGAAUCCGAAGACCAUGGACGAGCCGAUCUCCGUGCAUGAGAUGGACACCAGUAAUGGAGUUCUGCUCCCUUUUUAUGACCCAGAUACUAACGUUGUAUACCUGUGUGGAAAGGGUGACAGCAGCAUCAGGUACUUCGAGAUCACAGACGAAGCCCCGUAUGUUCAUUACCUGAACACCUUCUCCAGCAAAGAGCCACAAAGGGGUAUGGGCUACAUGCCCAAACGGGGUCUUGACGUCAAUAAGUGUGAGAUUGCAAGGUUCUAUAAACUUCAUGAGAGGAAGUGUGAGCCGAUUAUCAUGACCGUCCCAAGAAAGUCAGACCUGUUUCAGGAUGACCUGUAUCCGGACACAGCCGGACCCGAUUGCGCUUUGGAAGCUGAACAGUGGUUUGAGGGCAAGAACGGUGAUCCCAUCCUGAUCUCACUUAAACACGGCUAUGUCCCUGGCAAGAACCGGGACCUUAAAGUAAUAAAGAAGAAUGUUCUGGAUAACAAGUCACCCAAGAAAGUGGAGGAGACUUCAGCUCCUCAGAAACCUGCCUCUCCUCAGCUCACCAGAAAGAAUGAAGUUAAGUUGGAAGAACUGCUGCGGGAAGUGAAAUCGCUCAGAGACCUGGUGACCCUUCAGGACCGAAGAAUUGCCAAACUGGAAGAUCAGGUGGCCAAAGUAACGAUUUGAAUCACCGUGUCAGUGUAAAUAUAGAAAGAGAAAUCACAGCCGGGCAGGGGGCCAGUCACUGCCGAGAAUUUAGCAAUUCGACUUGACCAUUCCGCUUGGUGUUUUCUCUCACGAUGACGACUUGAAGCAACAUUCCGAGAUGGACCUUUUCAUCUUGUGCUUUGUGUCCUGUUUUUGUUUGUUUUAAGCUGAUGGACAUUGAUUUUACCUGAUAAAUAUUUUAGACUUCAUGAUUUUCUUACUUUAUUUUUGUAAGUUGUGAUUGUUAGAAUUUUUGCACCAAGUCCCUAGUGUGUUUCUAUGGGCACAUCAGUAUUGCUUUUCUUUUCUUAUUUCUUUGUGCUGCCAAAUGUGAGGUGCACUUGACUUGUAUAUUGUUUUCAUUUUUUAGCUGUUGAUAGAAUAUGUAAUGACAACAUGGACUUUUAAACUGUUUGACUGGAAGGUUUGCUGUACAGAGGUUUUGGGUUUGUGUGACUGUGAAGCUCAAUGAUGUGAAAACUGAGGAGGUAAAAAGACGUUAACCGGCACGAGAAGGAAAUCCUACAGCCAGAGCAGUAUUAAACAGCAUGGUGGCUGAUUUACCAUAAUUUACUGUACACAAAGUCCUCUGUUUAUUCUCUGCUGCCAAGUAUAGUGGAUUUCAAUCCUCGCUUUUACAUACAGGGUUUACUAGCCAUAAAAAGCAGUAGUUAACUGACUAAUAUAUUUAACAAGUUCUCCAACAGCAAUAAAUCAACAGGGUUUGUGCAGUAUAACUGCUACUGCUACUCUUGACUUAAUCUGUUAAUCGCUUAUGAUUAUAAAAUGCUAGGAGUGGUGAGUAGCUUUAUACUGGAAAUACACCAGAACCCGCAGUAUUUGUCCUUUCUUUGUCCUGGUUUCCAUUACAACUCUUUAAGAAUGGAUUACAUUAUAUAGCAAGGUUUGGGUGUAUUUACAUGUAUAAUAUAAAAUUUGGACUUGAAUUGUUCUCUGCUUGAAACGUUUGGGUCAGAUUGUGCUAUCUGGUUAAUCCAUUUGCCCCUUUACUUGUUCCUAUCAUUUAGUGAAAGAGGUCAUCAAAUGUCACCAACAGUUAGCCUAAUUAAUUUAAAUUAAAUUUAGAGAUUUUUUACAAAUCACAUCAUAUUUUGUGCAGCUGUAAAAUCAGGUUUAAUUUAACCAGACAUAAUUUACAUCAGUAAAACAUAAGGACCCAGUCCUGAGUCUGUAGGCUGGAAGGAUAGUAUUCCCGUAUUCCCAUUACAAAACAACACUUAGCUCAUUUGUAUGAAAGGAGUGGUUGGAGCCCUUCUAGUACAUUGACCUGGCCAAAGUGGUCAGUGAGACCCUGAAGUUCCUUAUGAAGCCAGCGUUUGCCCUCACCCUCCUUCAGAUAGGUAGCUGUUGUGUGAUUGGGUAGCCUCACCUAUUGGAUGGGGCUUGAAAAUGACUAAAUAGAAAAAAAGGGUUCAAAAUAGUACACCACCAAUGGCCUCAUUACUAUUUUAUAUCUAAUAUAUGAUACAUCAUCAACAUGGUCGAGGAAAAGCUGCCAAAUACGAAAGGUUUGAAGUGUUAUCUGUGUCACCAGUGCUGAAAAUGCAAAUCAAUGCAAAAACCAGUUAAUUCUGUGCAUCAAAAUGUCUAGGAGUUAAUUUAGUCUAGUAGUAGAACUAUUUCUAACAUUCAUAUCUAGGACUUGGCUUGACUGACAGUUUUGAAAGCCUGCAUGUAAUAUGUAUUAUAAGAUCUCCUCACUAGAUCACAUAGUGCUCUACAAGACUCUGAUUUAGAAAAUUCCAGGUAAAUCAUUUUACAUUUGCUUUUCGUUUUAGCUCGAGCUCUUUAGGGAGCUACUUGGCUGUGUUCUAUCUCAGAUGAACAGCAUUCCUGUCUCCCAUAUCAAUCAUGCUGCAACAUUUUGGACGUUUGUGUGAUCAGAAUGUGACCUGCCCAAUGGAACUGCAUGAGCUGUAGAUCAUAAAGAUGCAGUUGGCUGGCUGCACAUAUCUCAGAGGAAGCACAUGCCAGCCUCAGUCUCCUAAAUUGGUGGUUGUAGUGUGAUGGAAACUCAAAAUGCAAGUGGGAGUUUUUAAUGCCUGAUUUAGGGUAAUAACAAAAAUAAAACAUUAGGUUGUAACUGUGUGCUAAUGUAGUGUGAAGAUCAAUUCAUAUCUUUUGCAUAUGCCAUGUAAGUUGUAAAUUGUAAUUACAAUGUAAGUUUGGAUCGUAGUACUUGCAGAAUCUGACAGCAGAGUUGCAUUUCUGUUUGACUACUGUUAAUAAAAACAACUCCAUUCAUUUAGCUGUUUUGUUGAUUUAAAAUGUAAGUACAUCUUCAGGAAGCCUGUGGUACCUUCACAUGUUCCACCUUGUUUUCUAGUUACACUGUAGCUCAAUCAGCCUUUUUUAUUUAAACACACCCUCCUCUGAGCCGAUAUUCAGUACAGGUUUCCUUAGAGCAGUGGUUACCAGCUGGCCCUCGCCUGUGUAAACGAUCUGUAAACGUAGUGGUGCCUCUUUGUGUAUUACUGAUUUGAGCCCGGCCCCUUCAGCACAAUCCGGCUGGAGCUUGGUCGACGUGAACCUGAACCGUCUUGUGCAUGCAUUCCGGGUUUCACCUAAACAGAAAAAGUCUGCCCUACAAUAAAUCCUGUUCAUAUUUGG